AUGAUAUUGGACUGCUUCAUUCUUCAGAUCUCCUCCUCGACCGUUAAUUCUGUCAGUCAAUACAGCUCUCUUGUUUCCUCGACUUGCGAUGAAUUGGACGCCAGCAUUAAGUCCAUGUACGUUAUGAUGGCGAGAUGUGAAGAACUCGUCAAGGUCAUGUCGAAGGUCCCCAAACUGCAGGAGUCGCUGUAUCCUUUUAAAUUCCGUGAUUGUUAA
Mesocestoides corti is the source of this 216-nucleotide messenger RNA. The record is from the annotation of a GenBank genome assembly. Lineage: Eukaryota; Metazoa; Platyhelminthes; Cestoda; Cyclophyllidea; Mesocestoididae.